GUUCAACCCAAGUGACCGCAAGUGAGCUGAAGUGACCGCAAGUGACCCCACCUGAGUUUCCCGUUUCUUUUGACAGAAAGUGGAGCGGGCAUGCGCCAUGCCGCUUUGCGCAGUUUGCCGCUGCUAGCAGCUUCCAUCGCUUUUGCUAACGUUCAGACACCAGCCAGGCGAUUCCUGAUGCACAAGGCGUAUGAAAUGCAGGAACUUGGCCCAAAGAUGGCCAAGGACGACGCGUACGCCACUGCCGUGCGCUCGGCGUGGGAAGCAGAUAGGACUAGACAACAGGUGAUCGAAAGACCAGGUGUGGAGCCUUUGGUGUACCACGAUGAGGAGAGGGCGUUCUGCGGCUACAUGGCCGGGUUGUUCGACCAGACACCGCGAACGGGGCUGGGGUGGUACUCGUGCACACAGCAGUCGGACCUCGGGAUUUGUACCUGCAUUGGCGCGCGGAAGUGCUUGCUGCGCGUGGCUUCACUGUGCUGAUUGCAGACCUCUUGGGUGAUGAGCACGGAGAGGGCUGGGAGCCCGCAUGGAAUGCGCAAGCUCGGGAGCCACUGAAUGAUAGAGAGCGAUGCCGCAGAAGGAUGCAAGCUUCCGUGGCAGCGCUGGCGCAAGUGCCAGGCGUGGACGGGAAGCGCCUGGCGGCGUUGGGCUACUGCUUCGGAGGGAGGGCCGUGCUGGACCUCGCCAGAGCUGGCUCGGAAGCCGGGAUCGCUGCCGCUGUCUCAUUCCAUGGCAUCCUGGACAAUGGAGUGGUGACAAGUGGAGAUAUGUCACACGAGGACGCGCCCCGGGUGCUGAUAUGCCACGGGGACGCGGAUCCCUUCGUGAGCGUUGAAGGCUUGAGGGCGUGUGAGGAACAGCUGCGGGAGAGUGGAGCCCGCUGGGACAUGCUGGUCUUUGGCAAGGUUCGCCAUGGCUUCACGAAUCCUGCGCAGGCGCUGAACACAAACCCAGCCUUCGGCUACGACGAAAGGGCGGCCCGCCUAUCCUGGAAGGCUACACAGGAGACCUUUUGGAGGAAGUGCUGCUGCCGUGAGCCAAUGCGGAGAGUCAGUGACCGGACAAAAUUGCCUGGCGGCUUGUUGCGGGGUAAAGUACACUUCCGGGUCUCUAUUUCUCUUUGUUAGCGAGGCGUCGGCGUUCUCGG
Molecule: messenger RNA, 1150 nt
Organism: Effrenium voratum
Lineage: Eukaryota; Dinophyceae; Suessiales; Symbiodiniaceae
Source: the annotation of a GenBank genome assembly